GCUCCACGCUCUCGUCGCGUCGGCGUCGGCGUCGCGUCUUCCGGCUGCCGCCUAUCCCACAGACCCCCUCCUUCGCUUCGCGCCGCCGCCCUCCGCUAGCGCCACCGCGGCGAGGGGGGUAGAGGGAGAGGGGAGGGAUGAGGGUGAAGAGGCGGUCCAAGCACCGCAAGGUGGUCAAGUUCUACGCCACCUGCUUCGGCUUCCGCGAGCCCUACAGGGUGCUCGUCGACGGCACCUUCGUCUACCACCUCCUCCUGCACCGCCUCCUCCCCGCCGACGACGCCCUCCAGUCCCUCCUCUCCGCCUCCAGGCCCCCGCCCCUCUUCACCUCCAAGUGCGUCCUCGCCGAGCUCAGGCGCCUCGGCAAGUCCCACGCCGAGGCAUUCGACGCCGCCGGCCUGCUCGCCACAGCCAAGUGUGAGCAUGACAAGGUAGUCAGUGCUGUGGAUUGUAUUCUGUCUCUGAUUGGUGACAAGAAUCAUGAACACUUCUUUGUCGCCACCCAGGAUUCUGAUCUCCGGGCAAAGCUACGAGAGGUUCCUGGUGUUCCUGUGAUAUAUGGUUUGAAGAGCUCCUUGUUUAUUGAACAGCCCUCUGUGCAGCAACGUAAAUUUGCUCAAUUGGAUGAGGAGAAGCGUUUGCAUAUGGGUAAAACAGAAUAUCAGAUGCAAUUGAAGGUGGCAUCAGAUGGAAAGAUGGCUGAAAAUGAAAAUGCAAGUGAUGAUGAAAAAAAGAGAAGGCCUGUCAGUUCUCUAGUACAAAAUGCGCUUGGAGUGGCAGACAAAAGCAAGUUUAAGAAGAAGAGACCAAAGGGACCAAACCCACUCUCCUGUAAGAAAAAGAAACCAAAGCCCCAAUUGUCAGCUGCUCAAAAUCAGGGGCCCAAAGCUGAUGGCGAGGCAAAGAGAAAGAGGGUUAGGAAGCGCAAGAAAAGCCACACCGUUAGCAAGCCAACUGAAGCAACGGUUAGCUAGAAGGAUGACUUACAAAGUUACAAAAAUCUUGCUGCACAUCCAGAGGCCCUGGCACAACCUACUGAAAGAUAGAAUAGACACUGAUCUCAUGGUGCCGCUCUUUGAGUUUGCUGCGUUUAUUGAAAUGUAAUGCUUGGCUGUUUGCAGAAAUUUACGAUGAUCGCUAGUUUGGAUUUCUUUUUUUUGGUGCAGUUGAUGCAGCACUGUAUCAAAUGGAAGUUAUGGUGCUCAUAGGUUAAAUGUCUUCCCCAGUCUUAAUUAUUGGUUAUGCAGACAAUCGUUCAUCCAGAUAUGACUCGAUUAGAAUGUGAUGGCAAGGGCUGGCUGGAUGCUAUGUGCCCAGGGGUGGUCUACCCAGGGAAAUAGAUUUUUUGAUUUUAAGUCGCUGACAUGGGGGAUCAGUAGGCGGUAGCUAAUGGAUUCAUAUGUCAGUGACUCAUGUUAGAAGUUAGAGAAGACUCAUCCCUACCAAGGAUGUUGCUCUGAUGAGAGUCAGUGCCAUAGACCUUGUGCUUAGGGUUUAUGU
This is a messenger RNA of Oryza brachyantha (malo sina), 1500 nucleotides long. Its product is annotated as rRNA-processing protein UTP23 homolog. The transcript has 5 exons. Lineage: Eukaryota; Viridiplantae; Streptophyta; Magnoliopsida; Poales; Poaceae. Gene Ontology annotation, cellular component: small-subunit processome; nucleolus. The coding region runs from base 138 to 974 and encodes 278 amino acids. Gene Ontology annotation, molecular function: small ribosomal subunit rRNA binding. The record is from RefSeq and is a predicted model, not a curated record.